AUGGCGCCGUCGUUUAGCUGGCCAAGCUCGGGCAUCCUGCCGGCCGGCUUAAUUGCAAGCGAUUUGUUCGCGCAUUGGCUGGGCAUAUCUGCUGGAGAUGCGCCGCAGGAUGGGGGUGAAGCCAGUUCAGUCCAUGGUCAAGACGAGGUGGACGGCGGCCAAGCGGGUGAUGCAGAGGUGGUUGUCGCUGUUGAGGUGGGUAGAGAGGUUGCCGUCCCGUUAGCUUUGGAGGUGGAAGUCGUCGGCGAGGUGGAUCUUGCAUGCAUGUCGGUGUGGCUGAUCACAAAUAAUAAUGCUUACUGGUCCCCCGCGAUGGAUUGGCUGGGGUACAUUCUAACUGUACAUUCUAACUGUCACCAGGAGUACACAAUAGGAGGCUACAAUCUUCUCGUACAGUUAUUCUGCCUGGAGUGGGUUGAUUUCAAGGGGGCCAACAUUAACACAGACCUGGUGCCGAAGAUUGCUUCUUAUUCGUCGGAGAAGAUGGACGAGCUGAUCACUUUGUUUGAGGAGGACAGAGAAAGACCGCCGGAAACACGGAGAUAUAAGGCCAAACCUGAAGGGAGCAUGCUUGGACUAGCAAUGAGGUGGCACCCUCUGAUGGUGCCGAGGAUAGAGGUAGUACCAUGGGGAGGCAGUGUAGAGGUUACGGAGGGCAUGCAAAUCAUCAUGUUCGUGCUGGAGGAUCAUGUGAAGCCAAUGCUGGUAGAUGCUGUAGUAACAGUUGCGGCGGAGACUAGUGAGGAAAACCGAAGCUCGGUGGUUGAGGAGUUGAUGAGGCAAGCAGAUGAGAAAAUGAGAAGGCUACAAUUCUGCUUUGGGAGAAAGUUGUAUCCCGGUGCUGUGAGCACGGCUCCAAUGAUCCGACCGAUUUCAUGUAUGUGAUCCAGUAUACAAAAAAAUAUAUUCGGAAAUGGCAAAAAAAAAAAA
Messenger RNA from Triticum dicoccoides, 930 nucleotides. RefSeq lists its product as uncharacterized. Lineage: Eukaryota; Viridiplantae; Streptophyta; Magnoliopsida; Poales; Poaceae. The coding region runs from base 1 to 885 and encodes 294 amino acids. The record is from RefSeq and is a predicted model, not a curated record. The transcript is spliced from 7 exons.